UCGCUCGCCUUCUCUCUGGCCAGUAGUGGUGGUGCACUGCUGCGCCGAGCAGACGAAGGAAUUCGCACGCACGCACGCACUUCCCCCCUAGAUCGAAGCUCCCGCCACCUCUCCUUGGCCGGCCGCCCGCCCGGUCUCGCUCGCGCUCCGGCAGGACGAUCUUUCGACGUCCCCAGGAGGAGGAGGAGAUAAUAGCACAGGCAAGCAAAGGCAGGGAGAGAUCUGGAAUUCUGGAUUCUUGUGCACUCGUUCUUGCGCGUGUGAGGUACAACUGUUUGGUUCUUGUACAGCUAGGAGCACUGCGUGAAGGGCCAGCAUGGGAGGCAUACUUGGACGCCAUGAUACCAUGAAGAGGAAUUCUCACGGUUCGAAGCUUGAGGCGAAGAUGGUGGAGGCCAUUCAGCAGAGAGCAGCACACGGGACUUCGCUGAAGUCGUUCGAUAGUAUUAUCAUGAAAUUCCCUAAAAUCGACGAGAGCUUGAGGAAAUGCAAGACCAUCUUUGAGCAAUUUGAUGAAGAUUCCAAUGGUGAAAUAGACAAACAAGAACUGAAGCAUUGUUUCCAAAAACUGGAAAUUUCGUUCACCGAGGAGGAGAUAAAUGAUCUCUUUGAAGCUUGUGAUAUAAAUGAAGACAUGGGCAUGAAGUUCAAUGAGUUCAUUGUCUUUCUGUGCCUCAUUUAUCUGCUUAAUGAACCAGCCGUGUCAGAGGCAAAGUUAAAGAUGGGGUUGGGAAAUCUUCAGGGAACUUUUGAGACGUUGGUUGAUGCAUUUGUCUUUUUGGAUAAGAACAAAGAUGGAUAUGUGAGCAAGGAAGAGAUGGUUCAAGCAUUAAAUGAGACCGCUACAGGGGAACGCUCUUCUGGGCGUAUAGCCAUGAGAAGAUUUGAGGAAAUGGAUUGGGACAAAAAUGGAAUGGUGACCUUCAAAGAAUUUCUGUUUGCAUUCACUCACUGGGUAGGGAUUGACGAAAAUGAGGAUGACGACAACGAAUGAACUUCGUCAAGAUCUGUUGAAGUAUUAGAACCUGGCCAGCCUGAGGAGGUUAUACAGUUUAGUGGUAAUGACAAUUAGUAUAUGAUGUUGAUUGGUUGUUUGUUGAUAACUUGAUAUUGUGCAGAUUCAACUUGAUCCUAGUAGAAUGUCUUGACAUGUCUACGGAUUCUAUGUAUGCUUACAACUUAAAGAAAGUGUUCCAUAAUAUAUAUUGAUCUGAACUUGUACAGUAACUCUGAUGCUUGUACUUCCAUUAUCCUGGACUUGAUGUGGAUAGAUGCUAUAAUUCAGUUGCAUGCUCAACGAAAAUAAGAUCAUCUUU
Molecule: messenger RNA, 1316 nt
Organism: Oryza brachyantha (malo sina)
Lineage: Eukaryota; Viridiplantae; Streptophyta; Magnoliopsida; Poales; Poaceae
Product: probable calcium-binding protein CML21
Exons: 5
Coding region: 317-994 (225 amino acids)
Molecular function (GO): calcium ion binding
Source: RefSeq, a predicted model, not a curated record